CAGAAAGAAUGAUGGAUGUUGCUGAUAGAAUAGUUGUUGCUAUAAGAAAAAGGCCUCUAUCAUAGAAGGAAAUUAUUAAAAAGGAGGAAGACAUAAUAAUUGUGCAAAACGAUAACAGUGUGAUCGUUAAAGAAAUCAAGUAAGAUAAAUAAAUUAACAGAGUGAAGAUAAAAAGUAGACCUCACCAAAUACAUUGAAGAACAUUAAUUUAAUUUUGAUCUAGCUUUCAAUUAAAAUCAUUCGAAUGAAUAAGUUUACAUCAAUGCUGUUAGACCCAUAAUUCGUGCAGCCUUUCAAAGAGCCAAAGUGACUUGUUUUGCAUAUGGAUAGACAGGGAGUGGAAAGACAUAUACAAUGAUAGGAGAUAUUGAGAGAUAAAUACCUGGAAUGUAUUUAUUGGCUGGUUAAGAUAUAUUUUAAAUAAUUGAAAUGGUAAAACUACUAAAUUUAUCAAAAUUUAGGAAGAAUACACUCAUCUUCAAGUGUAUGUUUCAUUUUUUGAAAUUUAUUGUGGAAAAUUGUAUGAUUUAUUGUCUUAAAGGAAUUAAAUCUAAAUAAGGGAAGAUGCAAAAGGGAAUGUGAAUAUGAUAAAUUUGAUGGAAAAAAAAAUAAAUUCAGUUUAAUAACUAAUGCAUUUCAUUUAGUUGGGGUAGAAUGUUAGAAUUACAGGUAUAAAUAAUCAAAUAUCAUAAUAGCAUCAAAUAGUUCUAAUUCAGAGUCAUCAAGAUCCCAUGCCAUACUAUAAGUGAGUUUAAAAUCAGGGAAGACACUGCAUGGAAAGAUGUCAUUCAUUGAUUUAGCUGGCAGUGAAAGAGGAGCUGAUGUUUAAGAUCAAAACAAGUAAACCAGAAUAGAUGGUGCUGAAAUCAACAAGUCAUUGUUAGCAUUGAAAGAAUGCAUAAGAGCUUUGGAUCUGAAUAAAAAUCAUACACCAUUUAGAGGAUCAAAACUAACCUUGGUAUUAAAAGAUAGUUUGACUGGUAAUUGUAAAACUGUUAUGAUUGGAAAUAUUUCCCCUAGUUCUCAAAGUAGUGAGCAUACUCUUAAUACUCUUAGGUAUGCAGAUAGAGUGAAAGAGCUAAAAAAACCUGAAAACAGAAUUUUCUAAGGGGAAUUGAUGUAAAGAGAGUUAAUGUUGGCUAGAUAAACAAGUAAAUCAUUAUAUGAUAAUUUUUUAGAAAAUGUUACGAGGAAAUAAUUUAAUGAAGAAGAAGAUUAAGAAAAUGUGAGAAAUUUCAGUCCGAUUUCAAAUAUUAAAAGACAAUCAUUAUAGCCAUUACAUCAGUCAACUUAAAUGUUCAAUAAUCAGAAUUUCAAUUAAUAAAAAGAGAUCAGAAAGAGUGAUAUCUCUUCUGCUAUCAACAAGUUUAAUCUAACUUCCAUUCCAUCUAUUAACGUAAAUUUCAAUAAGACUUAAUAAAUUAAUCCAAAUAAUUAUUUUCCUACUCAUUAAAGGAUAAAUUCUGAAAGUACUUACUACCAUGAUUAUGAUCAUUUUGAUAAUAACUAAAAUAACCUAUUCUUAAAAACUUAAAAUUACUCUUAAUAAAAUAAUCAAUUGUUUUAAUAACACUAAUUUAAUCAAACUGCUACUUACAGUGAAUUAUUUAGUGAAUCGCCUUAUCAAUCAUAAUAAGAAUAAGGAUUUCGACAAUUAAAUCAAUAAGCUGUUUAACAAAGUUAAGAAUUGGAAGAAGAGUUUGAUUAUUCUAACCCUUAACAAUCAUAUCGAUAAGGACACAGUAAUUGUUCUUCCAUAGUUUAUGAUCACAAAAAUUUAAUAGACAAAAUUAUUGAGAUAUCUAAAUUGGUAUAGUAUAAUUUAAACUAUUUAGGAAAUGAAAGAAAUAACAAUGUAUGAGAAUUAGAAGGACUUGUAAACUUAUUUGCAAACAAUAUCUCAAUAACUGCAAUAAAAGGCAGAGUUGAUCCAAGAAUUCUAACAAAAGGUUUUUGAAAUCUAAUAAUAAAGUCAACAUUGGACAUUUCAACCUAAUGAAAGCUAAAAUAGAGAUGAAUUAUUUCAAUAUACUAAUUACUGA
Paramecium octaurelia is the source of this 2042-nucleotide messenger RNA. Lineage: Eukaryota; Ciliophora; Oligohymenophorea; Peniculida; Parameciidae. The record is from the annotation of a GenBank genome assembly.